Asparagus officinalis (garden asparagus) is the source of this 1158-nucleotide messenger RNA. RefSeq names its product transcription factor TCP12-like. The annotation marks the transcript as partial. The transcript is spliced from 2 exons. The record is from RefSeq and is a predicted model, not a curated record. NCBI's taxonomy places the organism in Eukaryota, Viridiplantae, Streptophyta, Magnoliopsida, Asparagales, Asparagaceae. Gene Ontology annotation, molecular function: sequence-specific DNA binding; DNA-binding transcription factor activity. Gene Ontology annotation, cellular component: nucleus. Gene Ontology annotation, biological process: regulation of secondary shoot formation.
GAGAGAGGGGGAGGGAGGGAGAGGGAAUCCCAAGGAGAGCAAAUGAGACUCCAAGUGAGACUCCAAAUGAGAGGUGAGAGAAGUGACUCCCUGUCAUCCUCUUAGCUGCACCCACGUGACACCGCACCAUACGUUUUGUAUGUUCCCCCCAACCCCCAAUCUCUCUCUAAGCUAAAAGCUACUAGGAACAGAGUGAGGGAGAGCGAGAGCGGGGGGGUAGGUUUCUUGAUUUAUUUAUAAAUAGUUGCGUCGUCCCUCCGUUUUUGCUCAAAGCUAGCUAGCCCUCCGCCUUCAGCUUGACUACCUGAGAGCCACCUGCGCCUCUUCUUAAUUUCUCAUCAUCUAACCGCUCUCUCUCCUUUCUCUCUCUCUUCUCUCUCUCUCUCUCUCUCUCUCUCUCUCUUGCGUAUAUAAUUUCAAUUUUUCUUGUUUAAUUAGGCAAAUCCAGUACUUGUAGCGGCUUGUAUCUAGCUGCAGCAACAAGUACCGAAAGCUGUGAGCUCUUGCAAGGAGCGUACCGCUCCCCACUCAACCUCCUCAUAUUUCAUGUGGGUGCUGGGAUACAUGAUAUAUACAACUACGAUGUUCCCUUAUAACCCUGACCCUCCCUACUUUGCUAUGGAAUCAAGGCCCCUUUCUCCUUUCUUCCCCUUCUCUCCUGAACUGAACCAAGACAGCACCCUUCAUGACCUUGUCUUUCCUCAGCUCGGUGCUGAGGCUCAGUCACCAUUAACUCCUCCAACCGCUCCACCAAUCAAGGAAGCCAGAUCGCCUCAUAAGAAGGCAAAUGUUGCAAUCGGACGCAAACGAACAACAAGAAAAGAUCGUCAUAGUAAGAUAGUUACAGCGCAAGGGCCGAGAGACCGGAGGAUGAGAUUGAAUCUUGAGGUUGCUUCACAGUUCUUCAAUAUCCAAGACAUGCUUGGCUAUGACAAGGCAAGUAAGACCGUGAACUGGCUCAUGAAGGAAGCUAAGGACUCCAUCAAGAAGCUCAAGGUCAUCGCUAGGCCAAAAGAACACAGUUUGAGCAACGAAGCGUCUACUUCGGAAUUGGAAAGUGAGGAUAUUUCUGCAGUCUCCGAUUGUAAGGGAAACCCUCCGGCUAGUCCUCAAGAAAAUACCGCUCCAACGGCGAAGAAAGCAGGACGUCGACCAUCA